AUGGACAUGGACAAAAUUGUUUUCUACACUGACUCAAGGAUAGUCCUUGGUUAUAUCCAAAACGAAAGACGUCGGUUUUUCGUUUACGUAGCGAACAAAACCCAGACAAUUCGACAUAUUUCAGAUCCUACUCAGUGGAAAUAUGUGGACUCCACAGAAAAUCCAGCGGAUAUAGCAACGCGAGGCAAACCUGCGAAAGACCUAAUGCAUUCAUUUUGGUUUACCAGUCCUGAAUUCCUAAAGAAUCCUGAUUCUACCAAUUCCUCUUCUGAGAUAAUCGAUGUCGAAGUUUUUGAGAUAGAUGAAAAGAAUCCUGAAGUUCGCACUCAAAUCACCACUUAUGUUACCGGACAUUCUAAAGCUCAAGGAUUAGGAUCAAGCCGAUUUGAAAGGUUUUCCGAAUGGUCCUCACUACGUAGAGCAAUAUCGAAUUUGACCAUCAGAAUAAAGUUAUGGAAGACUGAUCAUCAUCUACUUACUUUAAAAGAAAUGUCUCAACCUUCCAAGCAACUAACACCACAGAGACUCCUGCCAUGUCCUACUGCCGCAGAACUAAAACAUGCAGAGACCGUGAUGAUCUUAACUGCACAAAUGGGAGAAUAUUCAUCAGAAAUAACGGCACUUCAACGAAAUCCACCUUCAGGCAUUUCCCCAAAGUCUAGUUUAUACCAUCUGGACCCAUUUAUCGAUCAACAUGGAAUCCUUCGCGUCGGCGGACGAUUGAGACAAGCAGAACAAAUGUUCGAAGAAAAACAUCCUGCUAUUUUACCAAAGGGGAGUCAUCUGGCCAAGCUAGCAGUUCUCCAUUACCAUGGAAAAGUGUACCAUCAAGGAAGACAGAUAAUGCAUGGGGCUAUCAGACAAGCAGGGCUAUGA
This is a messenger RNA of Paramuricea clavata, 876 nucleotides long. NCBI's taxonomy places the organism in Eukaryota, Metazoa, Cnidaria, Anthozoa, Malacalcyonacea, Plexauridae. The record is from the annotation of a GenBank genome assembly.